AUGAACGCCGCUGUGACAAACAUGGCCGUGAUGUUCGGCGCCAUGCAGCUAUCGAAGCGGAUUCCAUUUGAUGACAAGCCGGAAUACGUGAGGUACGCCCAGAUGGCCUAUCUGGCAUCGCAGCUCUUGUGUCUGGCGGUGUUCUAUUUCUGCAGUCUUCAGAUCAAGAGAAAGAAUGAUUUGACUGUGCUCAAGUAUGUGAAUGCCAAAAACCCCAUGGUACGUUCGACAUUUGGUUUCAGUCACGCGCUUGCUGACAUGUUUGUGUGUGUGUGA
Molecule: messenger RNA, 276 nt
Organism: Malassezia globosa CBS 7966
Lineage: Eukaryota; Fungi; Basidiomycota; Malasseziomycetes; Malasseziales; Malasseziaceae
Exons: 2
Coding region: 1-276 (91 amino acids)
Biological process (GO): protein targeting to ER
Cellular component (GO): mitochondrion; endoplasmic reticulum
Source: RefSeq, a predicted model, not a curated record